GUGGGGGGUAGCUGCGAGACCGCUUCCAUGCGCUCCGGCGGGGAGAGGCGGUAAACACGGCAGAGUCUCACAGCCCUCUCUGCUGCCCCGUGCAGCAGCAGCAGCAGCCGGAGCAGAGCCCGCGAGCGCUCCGCUCUGCGCGUCGCUUGCGAAGGGGCAGGGGGAGGGUGGAUGAAGACGGACCAGCGAGCAGGCGUGGCGAAUCUGACCGCCAGAGCCAAGUGGCGCUAACCCAGUCGGCGGCUGCUCCGUUGAGAAGAGGGCAGAUUAUCAGUCGUCAUCCCGGGCAGAGACGGAUGAUGGUGAUGAUGCUACGUGCUCCCCGCUAGCUCCAUCCGGUGACCAGACCCAGCGCUCGUGAAGUCGAACACGCCGGAGCUCGCUGCCAGCUCGCUCACCGUGACGACUACAAAGAUUGCCACUGUGUGUGAAGCAAGGAGGGCAUCUUCAGGGUCCAGCUGCUACUAUUGGUAGAGAUCCCCUGGUGGCACCACAGAAAAUCGUUCCAAGGAGCCAUCUGCUUCCCGCACCUUAUGCUGGAUGUGCGGCGCUGCGACAGCACGGAUCGCCCUGCGGUGAGCGCCGCUCUUGGGAGGGCGGGGAGGAGGCGAUCGCGCCCGACAGAUGGAGGCCAUGCGCUGCUCUCGGAAGCGGGUGCGGACGCAGUUCGGAGUGGGCCUCGUCACAUGUGUCCUGUCCACGCUGCUGCUCCUCUUCCUGAUCGACGAGGAGCUCUCGGGGUUUGGCGAGAAUGAAGAGCAAAGAAUCGCAAAAGAGGUUCUCCUGAAACAGCUCUACUCCGAGAAGAAUGAACUGUCCUUCAGAAAUCUUUCAGACAUCGGCUCCCUUCUGAACAUAACGUACUACCACCUCGCUGGUUAUCCUUCAAAUAAGAAAAAGUACCUGACGAUCGGCAUCUCGUCGGUGAAGAGGGCGAGGGGCAACUACCUGCUGCAGACGCUCAAGUCGAUCUUCGAGCAGUCGAGCGACGAGGAGCUCGCGGACAUGGUGAUCGUCGUGCACCUCGCCGACUUCGACGCGGAGUGGUGCGAGGGCACGGCGCGCGCCGUCGCCCGCAAGUUCUCGCAGCACGUCAUGCGCGGCCGCCUGGUGGUCAUCCACGCCCCGCGGCACACCUACCCGCCGCUGCAGGGCCUCAAGAGGAACUUCGACGACCCCGACGACAGGGUGACCUUCCGCUCCAAGCAGAACGUCGACUACGCCUUCCUCACCAACUUCUGCGCCAACCUGUCGGAGAACUACCUGAUGCUGGAGGACGACGUGGCGUGCUCGCGCAACUUCCUCACCUACGUGCGCAAGUUCGUGUCCUCGCUCGAGGGCCAGCCCUGGGCCACGCUCGAGUUCUCCAAGCUGGGCUACAUCGGCAAGCUGUACCGCUCGUGCGACCUGCCCCGCCUCGCCCGCUUCCUGCUCAUGUUCUACCAGGAGAUGCCGUGCGACUGGCUCCUCAACCACUUCCGCACGCUGCUGGCGCAGGGCGACGCCAUCCGCUUCAAGCCGUCGCUGUUCCAGCACAUGGGGUACUACUCGUCCUUCCGGGGCACGGCCAACAAGCUCAAGGACGACGACUUCGAGGACGAGCCGUCCGACGUGCCCGACAACCCGCCCGCCCUCCUCAGGACCAACAUCGAGGUGUUCGAGGCCUACCACCCGUACAAGGCCUACGGCCUGGGCGGCGAGUACUUCUGGGGGAAGGCGCCGAGCGUCGGCAAGUUCUUCCUGCUCGUCUUCAAGAAGGCGGCGAAGAUCGAGAUGAUCAAGGUGCGCACGGGAACGGAGGACAGGAAAGGGGACGUGCUGCGUCACGCCGCGCUGGCCGUCGGGGACGGCCUGAAGCCCACGUCCACGGGGAGAGACUGCAGCAACUACGUGCCGCUCGGGGAGUUCGCCGACGGGCAGUUCGACUCCAUAGACGUGUUGAAAAUGGCCCCUUUCGAAAUCACAUGCCUGCGCAUCAAUGUGCUUAGCGAGCAGUCGGAUUGGGUCAUCAUAAGAAACAUAGGCGUGUGGACAGCGCAGACUCCGUAGGCGCCCCGAAGCAACCAAAUGCAAAGCACAACUUGCAAAGAUGUUCUCCUCUCAAGCCAAAUUUGUAAAAAAGUGAAAAUUUUACUCGGGUUCAGAAGCAUAGAAUAAACUGUCAGCAGGCAGCGUCUGCGGGCAUACCGGCAGCCGCUUCAUUUAAUGGCAGCUUUCGUCCAACUAUUUUUCUGCAGCAGGAAGCCUGCCCUUUGUAUUUGUUAUCUGUUGUGCUUCUGGAUGUACACACCACUUUUGCUGUGGAAUGGAAAUUUAGGCAGGAUGUUACGCCUUGAAGCCGUUAGCCGUUUAGCUGUUUUAGCUCGCAGGGAGACGUAAGUUCUCCAUCGACGUGAAAUGACUGCAGUCGAUUUGCCUCCCUCGUAAAAAUCACUUUUUACCUUUUAUACGUGCAUUGGUACUAGUCUUUAUACGCUACCAGCCGCGUGACGUUUUCACUAAAUAAAUACAAAUCACCGUGUAUAGAUGCUUGUGUUUGCCGAUGUAAAUUAUUUGAUGAAUAAUGAGCUUGUAUGCUGUGUGUCACGGAGCACUGUUACGUUACUUGAGGUGGGGGCCGUGUUUCCUCUCGGUGUCCCUGCGGAAUUGUGACUCACUCCGAGUGAAACAUUUAUAAAUAACAAGCACAUUUUUUGUUGUUGAAACGAUGCCCACUCUCUGCAGCACACAGUUGCGAUGGGAAAAUUAAUCGGGCUGGAUUUUCCAACGGGCCAAUGUUGUAUUUGUCCAGCAAAGUGUACACGUAUUGUCUAGAAAACUCUCGCUAGAAAUUUAAUCCCCAGUGUACAAAACAGUUGACAUAAUCUCAGUGGAAAAAUCCAGACUGACUCAUUUUUUGUCCUGUUCGUGCGGGCAAACAUUGUGGGUUUUAAUUGAAUCUUAGACCUGGUUUCCCUUAGCCUGCAUUUGUUCUGAAGCAGAAACUCCAACCCGUAAUAUUUGCAGAAGUGCACGAGCUAGUUUUUAAUUUGCAACUUGAAGAUACAGGUUUCUUUCUUAAUUGAUUGCAAUUAUUUAUUAUUGUGCUGUGACUAAAGUGAUGUGACUAAUGAGAACAUUGUGGUUAGACCUGCGUAAACUCACUCUCGACGCAUGUUUUAUUCCCUACUCGGUAUCAUUUUCCAGAUAACGUCUACGCGGGAACAUCCUGGCGUCGUUAUUUUUGCAAACGAAAUUGCCUCCGUGGACCCCCUGUGUACCGCGGAGUGACUUUCACUGCUGCGGAAAUAUUCACACUUCCAUCCCUCUUCAUUGACACGUGGAUAACGCUGCUUUAAUAAAGAGAAUAGGAAACACUGAUUUGCCCGUCUCAAUGGAAGCGUUUUCUCCC
Lethenteron reissneri (Far Eastern brook lamprey) is the source of this 3391-nucleotide messenger RNA. RefSeq names its product alpha-1,3-mannosyl-glycoprotein 4-beta-N-acetylglucosaminyltransferase C-like. Gene Ontology annotation, biological process: protein N-linked glycosylation. NCBI's taxonomy places the organism in Eukaryota, Metazoa, Chordata, Hyperoartia, Petromyzontiformes, Petromyzontidae. The record is from RefSeq and is a predicted model, not a curated record. Gene Ontology annotation, molecular function: acetylglucosaminyltransferase activity.